GACUGUACUCCUUACUGUACUGCAGCUGAUGCCUCUGCUAUGCAAACAGGGUGGACGGACGGCGGUGUGCGCCUGUUGCGCGGUGUCGAUCUCACUCCAGCCGCUCCGGAGCAGCACCGCCUAAUGGACUCCUGUGGCCUGGAAGGCUGAUGGGCCGGUGGCCGCCAUUUCUCUUCUCCUUCCAGGAGUAUGCCAGAAGCCCACAAUGCCGCUGCUGCUGGACUGGCUGUUGCGCCACUCGGUGGCCAUGUGUCUGCUCCUGCACAGUUUUGUGCUCAUGACCUUCUGCUUCCAUCAUGCGGCCACCAGUUGCUCCAAAGGAUGCUACUGCUCGGAAACGGGUGAAGGGGUCAAGACGGUGCGCUGCAGCAACACCAGGCUUGGCGAGAUCCCUCAGGACAUCCCUAACGACACUCAUCGCCUCUACCUGGACUUCAACAAUAUUGCCGCCGUUCCCGCCGAUGCAUUCCGGGACCUCACGUUGCUGGUUGAACUGGAUUUGUCACACAACAUCAUUGCCAAGCUGGAAAGUGGAGCAUUCCGGGGCCUUAAUGAGAGGCUCCAGCUGCUGGACCUCUCCUCCAACAGGCUCAUGUCACUCAACAAGGAUGCCUUUGGCAACCUCAAAGCUCGAACGAACCUGUCCAACAACCCCUGGCACUGUGACUGCGCCCUGCAGAACUUGUUGCCCACCAUGGAGCUGGACCCAGUUUCCCUGGCUGGCAUAGUCUGUGAGACAGCCGUCCCAGAAGAGUAUGCUGGUAAGCCAUUCCUGCUGGCCAAGGAUGUGGACUUUUGCAAUGUUUCCAAAAAGACAACUGAUGUGGCCAUGUUGGUCACAAUGUUUGGCUGGUUCACCAUGGUCAUCUCCUAUCUGGUGUACUAUGUAAGGCAGAACCAGGAGGAUGCCCGCAGGCACCUGGAGUACCUCAAGUCCUUACCGAGCAAACAGAGGAAAUCUGAGGAGUCGUCUACCAUCAGCACGGUGGUGUAAACCAGGUGGCAACACCCCGAAGGACAUUACUGGAGACCCCAGGCAAGUGGGCGCUGGACUGGGCACGCUGAGUCUGAUUGCACACUUCCUAAGAUUUGAUGAUUCAGGCUCUGAUAUGCAAUCCAGUGUGAGUCUGGUGCUGAUCAGACAGGACAGGGAUCACCACCGCUGACCUUAACAAUUCCAUUUCAACGCGUCCUCAUGCCUUGAGUUUAGCUUUUCCUUCCAUAUUUUUAAUAUUAGACCCCCCACCCAAUUGUCAUGCUCUGUCAACUCCAAAGCUAACAUAUUCUGGAUUGUCCUAAUGUGUCCUGGCCUAUCAGAGGAAGUGGGUGUGUCCAGAUGUGUGGGCGGAGCCACACAUUUAACACGCAAUUCCGACCUCUGCCACUUCCACUCACAGGAAAGCACCUGUGAUGGUCUUUUAUAUCAAUGACUACCGUAUAAAGAAAAUUAAAAUGAACCCCACCUAUACCCACCUUGACGGCUGGAUUCUGACUGUGACUUUUUUUGACGUCUAUUUCAGAUGAGGGUCACUUAUGGCAUCCCCUUUCUCCACCUGAUGGAAUGUGAGGCGCCCACUCUUACGAGAUGCUACUUUCAUUCUUGAAUCCUGUUAGUGAUAUUUUGACACGUAAGAGUAUGAAUAAAGCGUUUGGACAGGGA
This is a messenger RNA of Erpetoichthys calabaricus (reedfish), 1660 nucleotides long. It is a transcript of the gene lrrc3ca, whose product is annotated as leucine rich repeat containing 3Ca. The record is from RefSeq and is a predicted model, not a curated record. The transcript has 2 exons. The coding region runs from base 206 to 994 and encodes 262 amino acids. Gene Ontology annotation, cellular component: plasma membrane. NCBI's taxonomy places the organism in Eukaryota, Metazoa, Chordata, Cladistia, Polypteriformes, Polypteridae. Gene Ontology annotation, molecular function: protein binding.